Gloeophyllum trabeum ATCC 11539 is the source of this 1553-nucleotide messenger RNA. Its product is annotated as glutamate 5-kinase. Gene Ontology annotation, molecular function: glutamate 5-kinase activity; RNA binding; ATP binding. NCBI's taxonomy places the organism in Eukaryota, Fungi, Basidiomycota, Agaricomycetes, Gloeophyllales, Gloeophyllaceae. The record is from RefSeq and is a predicted model, not a curated record. Gene Ontology annotation, cellular component: cytosol; cytoplasm. Bases 1 to 1446 code for a protein of 481 amino acids. The transcript is spliced from 7 exons.
AUGGCGCGUCCGCGAAAUGGCACGCCGUGUACAGUUGUCAUCAAACUAGGCUCUUCUUCGAUCGUCCAUGAGAAAACACACAAACCACUGCUUUCGACACUGUCGGCGUUGGUCGAGACGGUGGUACACUUGAGAGCCCAGGGUCACAAGGUCGUCUUGGUUAGCUCCGGAGCCAUCGCGGUUGGACUUCAGCGGAUGGACAUGGAGAGUCGGCCGAAGAGUCUAUCGGGGAAACAGGCACUGGCAGCCAUAGGCCAGGGGCGCCUAAUUGCCCUAUGGGACAACCUCUUCGGCCAACUAGGACAGCCAAUUGCGCAAGUCUUGCUAACGAGAGGGGACAUCUCCGACCGGACACGAUACUUGAACGCCGUCAACACCUUCCAAGAGCUGCUGUCUCUGGGAGUUGUGCCAGUAGUCAACGAGAAUGAUACCGUCUCCGUCAGCGAAAUAAAAUUCGGCGACAACGAUACGCUGUCUGCCAUCACAUCGUCCAUGAUUCACGCCGACUACCUCUUCCUCCUGACCGACGUCGACUGUCUCUACACCUCCAAUCCUCGCAAGGACCCGCAGGCCAAGCCUAUCCAUGUUGUGUCUUCUGUCCAGCAGAUUCGAUCACAGGUUAGCACGAGCACCCUGGGGUCAAGUCUGGGUACUGGGGGUAUGGAAACGAAGCUCAUAGCCGCGGAAAUAGCCACAGCAGCCGGCGUAACGACAAUCAUCACAUCGAGCAGAAAUCCCCAAUCCGUGGUCAGCAUCAUCGAAUACAACAACUCUCUCCGCUCUGGGCAUUCCACGCCCGCCGGAUCCGGGCGGUCGAGUCCUGUCCAUCACUCGCCCACGAACCAAGACAAUUCGCUUCCUCUGUCCCGCCCGCCUCAUACCGUGUUCCUCCCCUCGCCGACGCCGCUCAGGGACCUGAAGGCAUGGACGUCACACACCCUCACGCCGUCGGGCAGCGUGAUUAUCGACCGCGGCGCGCACCAGGUACUCUCGAAACGGGAGUCGGGCGGGCGACUGCUGUCCGCGGGCGUGCAGGCUGUUCAAGGCGCCUUUGCGAGCGGCCAGGCGGUGCGGAUCUGCGUAAGGCGGAAGAAAGGUGUGGCGAACGUGGACGAGGCGGCGGCUGAGCGUGCCCAAGGACGGCUGGAGACGGAAACGCAGCCGACGACGCCGACAAUCCUGCCCACGUCGAGUAUCACGUCGUCAGUAUCGUCACUCGAGAACUUAAACAUGAGCACGGUACCUGUGCCGCAGUCGGAUGUAGUGCUUGUGGAGAAGAGCGAGGAAGAGGUGGAAGAGGUCGGGCGGGGACUUGCGAAUUAUAAUUCGGCGCAGAUCGACAAGGUAAAGGGUUUGAAUAGCUCUUAUCUGCCCCAAUUACUGGGGUAUGCGGACUCGGAGUAUGUGGUAGAGAAUAUUACAAUACGUGUGCCUCCGAGUCCGUAACAUACCCUGCGUUCCUCGCUGCUGUAGCAGUAUCAAAAUUGGAUAUAUGAGCGCGAUGGCUCCGAUUGCAGUAAAUUCCUCAGGCAUCUUAUGUUGUCCAUCCUGAC